Branchiostoma floridae (Florida lancelet) is the source of this 1907-nucleotide messenger RNA. Its product is annotated as probable dolichyl pyrophosphate Glc1Man9GlcNAc2 alpha-1,3-glucosyltransferase. Gene Ontology annotation, molecular function: dolichyl pyrophosphate Glc1Man9GlcNAc2 alpha-1,3-glucosyltransferase activity. The transcript has 13 exons. Gene Ontology annotation, cellular component: endoplasmic reticulum membrane. NCBI's taxonomy places the organism in Eukaryota, Metazoa, Chordata, Leptocardii, Amphioxiformes, Branchiostomatidae. The coding region runs from base 94 to 1668 and encodes 524 amino acids. Gene Ontology annotation, biological process: protein N-linked glycosylation. The record is from RefSeq and is a predicted model, not a curated record.
AGCGAGCUAUAGAAGGGGAGGGAGGCCAGUAGCGUGGCGCGAAACUACUGCGAACUUUGACAUCAGCUAUCCCACUAGGCUGUUCGGUUCAAGAUGGCGGCGCCCAUGUUUUUCUGCGUUGUUGUGACAGUAACUAUCGUCAAAUUGCUUCUCAUCCCCAGCUAUCGUUCGACAGACUUUGAGGUCCACAGGAACUGGUUGGCCAUCACCCACAGCAAGCCUGUGUCACAGUGGUACUAUGAGGACACCUCGGAGUGGACCCUUGACUACCCUCCCCUGUUCGCCUGGUUCGAGUUCCUCCUGUCUCAUGUAGCGAAGUACUUCGACCCUGCCAUGCUGAAGGUCACAAACCUGAACUACGCCAGCUUCGCUACCGUCCUGUUCCAGCGCCUGUCCGUCAUCGUCUCUGAUCUGCUGCUGGUGUACGCAGUGUACGAGUGUUGCCAGUGUGUGCAGGUGAUGGGUAAGAAGAAUUCCCCCCAGCUCCUGUCCCAGCCCAUGUUUGUACUGGCAGUACUUCUGCUGUGGAACUUUGGACUGCUCAUCGUGGACCAUAUCCAUUUCCAGUACAACGGUUUCCUGACUGGACUCAAGUUGUUAUCCAUCGCCAGGAUUCUACAGAGAAGACAUCUGGAAGGAGCGUUCUGGUUCUCCUUGCUGCUAAACUUUAAGCACAUCUACCUGUACAUCGCACCUGCCUACUUCAUCUACCUGCUGAGGGCGCACUGCUUCACAAGGUCAAAUAGAGACGGCCGUGUGCAGUGGACCAGUCUAUCUCUACUGAACCUGUUUGGGCUGGGGGUGGUCGUACUGGAGGUCUUCGCCAUCUCCUUUGGACCCUUCAUUGCAAUGGGCCAGCUGGGCCAGGUUCUAUCCAGACUGUUCCCCGUGAAGCGAGGGUUGGUACACGCCUACUGGGCACCCAACUUCUGGGCUCUGUACAACAUCGCUGACAAGGCCGCCACUGCAGUAGCUGUUCGUGCGAAGCUCCUGUCCCCUGAUGACAUCACCCAGGCCACCAUGACAGGAGGGCUGGUACAGGAGUAUACCCACAAUGCACUGCCCACCAUCUCUCCGCUGGUCACAGUCAUACUCACACUGGCAGCCAUGAUGCCCGCCCUGGUGCACCUGUGGAGACGACCGUGCACGCCGAGGGACUUCCUGCGUUGCCUCGUCCUCUGUGCCUUCGCCUCCUUCCUGUUUGGGUACCACGUGCACGAAAAAGCUAUCAUCCUCAUCAUCAUUCCUCUCAGUUUGCUGGCUGUAGAAAGUCGUCAGGACGGCCAGGUGUUCCUCUUGCUCAGCACCUGCGGACACCUGUCGCUAUUCCCACUCCUCUUCACUCAGGCAGAGACCCCCAGUAAAGUGUGCCUGAUGCUGAUGUUCUCACUCUUUGCCUUCAUGGCCCUGGGCAGUCUGCAUGGCUCCAGUAAGAGACGUCCGUACUGCCUGCCGCUCCUGUCUCCUGUGGAGACUGCGUACAUCAUUGGGCUGGUAUUACUCCAGCUGUACUGUAGCCUGGGCCAUCACGCCCUAGGUCUCACCACCCGCCUGCCGUUCCUCCCACUCAUGCUCACAUCAGUCUACUGCGCCCUGGGGGUUAUGGGGUCUUGGCUCAAAUUUUACUUCACGACUUUGACAAGCGUUCAGCAUUUAAAACAGUCUUAGGGUGAUUUCUAAUCCAUGACCUUCACUCUUAAUACAGUAAACAUUUUUAUUCUAAGCUUGCAGGAACUUAGUUUCACAAAAGAAGGAUAAAGGAGGCAUUUACGUAUACAUGUAGGUAUUUUUCUUUUCAUGUAGGUAAGUUGAAACAACUGCAGUAACAAAAAUGCAGGACAGAGCACAUGCAAAGAGUGAUCAAUAAGUUCACAGCCUCACUCAGAAAUAGGGUGCACAACUCAAAU